Messenger RNA from Westerdykella ornata, 906 nucleotides. Its product is annotated as 6-phosphogluconate dehydrogenase C-terminal domain-like protein. Gene Ontology annotation, biological process: L-valine catabolic process. The record is from RefSeq and is a predicted model, not a curated record. The transcript has 2 exons. NCBI's taxonomy places the organism in Eukaryota, Fungi, Ascomycota, Dothideomycetes, Pleosporales, Sporormiaceae. Gene Ontology annotation, molecular function: NADP binding; 3-hydroxyisobutyrate dehydrogenase activity; NAD binding. Gene Ontology annotation, cellular component: mitochondrion. The coding region runs from base 1 to 906 and encodes 301 amino acids.
AUGUCGGCUUGCGAGCGCUUCAAGACAGAGUACAGCUCAUACGGCCCCAUAUCCAUCGUCAAGACUGCAAGAGAGGCAGCAGAGAACGCGAGGACAGUAGUAUCAAUUGUGCCCGGUGCAAAAGAUGUCAAGAAAGUGUAUUUGGAUGAAAUCGAUGGGGUCAUCGCAAGUAAACCAGACGAGAUGCGCGUAUUGUGCGAAUGCAGUACGAUUGAUGUGAAGAGCACGAGGGAAGUGGGCAACAAACUGAAAGAGAAAGGGAUAGGAACUUAUGUUGACACGCCCGUUUCCGGUGGAGUACCUGCCGCAGAGCGCGGAGACCUCAGCAUGCUCAUCGGGCAUCCUCCUCCAUCGCCCGCAGAUGCAAAAUCCGAGCGUCUGGAUAAAGUCCUGCGGAUGAUGGGCUCGCCAUCUAAGUUCUUCUACCUCAACACUCUGGGCGCCGGAUUGACGGCUAAGAUUUCCAACAAUUACCUCAGCGGGACCAUACUGCUCGCCACCGCCGAAGCCCUGGCCAUUGGCGUUGCCCAAGGGCUCGAUCCUAAGGAUUUGUACAACGUCAUCAAGGCUUCGACUGGCCAGAGUUGGAUGUGCGACCACGUGAUGCCGAUUCCGAAUGUGCAGACCGAAUACUGGGUACCAAGUAACAGUGGGUAUAAACCUGGGUUUAAGACGCAGAUGAUGCUGAAGGAUCUGGGGCUGGGAAUCGAUUGUGCGAAGGAGGUGGGCGUGAAACCGAGUAUGGCGGAAAAGGCACUGGAGGUGUGGGCGGAGGCCAGCAAGGACGACAGAUGUCGAGAUCGUGAUGGGAGUUCGAUAUAUUUGCAUGUUGGUGGUGUGUUGCCCGCUGGACACGAAGAUCGAGGGAAGCGAAACGAGGAUGGGAGCUGGAUCUUCGAUCAAUAA